CACACCAUGUCGCUCUCGGUCGGGACCCUCAAUCUCAAGUUCAUGCAGCGGGCUGCGGCCGCAAAGGCGCGGGACGAGUCUGUCGCCGCCGGCGGCUCGCCAGCGCCAGCGCCCGCCGCGCCGCCACCACUGCCAAAGGGCACCGACCAGGCCGAGGAGGACGCCAAGUGGUUCCUGCCGUCGCGGCGGGCAGCGCCAGCAGUGCCAGCAAGCACGAGCACCGCCGGCGCCGGGCCGUCCCGCCCAAGAGUCAACUUUGUCGCGUCGUAUCUCCCCUUCGUGGCGGACGAGGCGCCCGGCCGGCGCGCGUUCGGCGGGUUCGGCGACAAGCCCAAAGAGGAGGACGAGGAGGCGGAGGACAGCGAUGAGGAGGGAGUGGACAGCGACGGCGAGGUCGUCGAGGUCAAGAAGGCCAAGGGAAAGCGGAGGGACGACACGACGCCGCAACCCGCACCCCCACGGCGCGCGCCCGCGCAGGCUACCCCGGAGCCCGAGGACGCUGCGCCGGCGCGCUUCGUCCGCCCAGCAGGCUUCGACUCGCCCUCCAAACCAAAGGGGAAGAACAAGGCUGCGCCCGCGCCCCCGAAGCAGUCGCAGGCGGACAAGCUGCGCGCGACCAUCUCGAGCAUGAAGGGCGUGUCGGUGAGCGGGGUCAAGCGCGCGGCGGGCGACGCAGAGGGGAGCAGCAAGCGGUCCAAGGUUUCGUCUGGCCCCGGCAGCCCCGCGCCGUCGGCGAGCUCAAAGGCCAGCUCUGGCUCCAAGGGCGCAGCGGGUGGAGCAAAGCCCAAGAGCAAGAGUACUGGCGGCAAGCCAGCCCCAGCUCUCAGCCUCGACGAGAGGGAGAAGCAGAUCAAGGCGGCCAAGAAGGCGGCCAAGCGCGCCGCCAAGGCCUAGUAGUCGUUGCAGCAGCAUUCGCAUCAUUAGCAUUCAUAGUGUCAUGU
Vanrija pseudolonga is the source of this 941-nucleotide messenger RNA. RefSeq lists its product as uncharacterized. The record is from RefSeq and is a predicted model, not a curated record. The transcript is spliced from 2 exons. The coding region runs from base 7 to 894 and encodes 295 amino acids. NCBI's taxonomy places the organism in Eukaryota, Fungi, Basidiomycota, Tremellomycetes, Trichosporonales, Trichosporonaceae.